AUGGCAUCUCCUGCUCCAACCGGUGGUGCUACCGGCGAAGCGGAGCACCACCACCAUCACGACGGAGAGGAGCAGCACAACCAUCGCCACCACCACCACCACCACGGCGAAGAGGAGCAGCACAACCAUCGCCACCACCACCACCACCACGGCGAAGGGGAGCAGCAGCACCACCACCACCACCACGGCGAAGGGGAGCGGCACCACCAUCACCACCACCACGGCGGAGAGGAGCACGACCAUCACCACGAUCAUGGCGGUGAUCAUCCUCACCGGGACGGAUCGAGUGGGACGUCGUGGGUGGGGACUGACGGGAGGGUGUACCACAGCCACGAUGGGCUGGCGCCGCAUUCCCACGAGCCGAUUUACUCACCUGGAUUCUUCAGCAAGCGGGCGCCCCCGCUGCUCACUCGGGACUUCCGCGAGCGCGCCUUCACCGUCGGCAUCGGCGGGCCCGUCGGCACCGGGUUGGCCUUUCAAUGA
Messenger RNA from Spirodela intermedia, 483 nucleotides. NCBI's taxonomy places the organism in Eukaryota, Viridiplantae, Streptophyta, Magnoliopsida, Alismatales, Araceae. The record is from the annotation of a GenBank genome assembly.